AUGAAGUUUGCUGGCAUUGCUGCAGUCCUCUUGGUUUCUUUUGCCCUUUUCUCUCUUCUUGACGCCGACUCGCAAGAAGAACCAAUUCUUGCACCAAUACCAGAACCAGUUUACUGUCGUUCGAAACAAAUGUUCAAGGGAUCAUGCAAAGACAGAGGCAGUCCAAGCGCCACUUGUUUCCUUGACUUCUUAGGUGCACGAAGUGCAAGUGAGAUGCCUAAGAACUGCCAUUGCACUCCUAAACCCAAAAACAUGCGUCUUUGUGAAUGUCAAGUUGUUUGCAAGGAUUGUUGUAAUUAA
Molecule: messenger RNA, 300 nt
Organism: Brassica oleracea var. oleracea
Lineage: Eukaryota; Viridiplantae; Streptophyta; Magnoliopsida; Brassicales; Brassicaceae
Product: defensin-like protein 242
Exons: 2
Coding region: 1-300 (99 amino acids)
Biological process (GO): signal transduction
Source: RefSeq, a predicted model, not a curated record